CUCCUGACUCUCUCUCCUCUCCAGGAUCUGCCGCAUCUCUCUGCUCUCUCUGGUGUCUCCCCCACUCGGUUAGCCCAGCCGGAGGAUGUGAUCCGGUGUCUCUACCUGCCGCGUGUGAUCAGCUUCCCUCCGGAGUGGGCCGUGAGCGGUGUACCCCGAGUGUCCGUGUCCGAGGGGGGAGAUCCCCAGACUCACAAUGUCCGAGGUGCUGCCCUUCAGCGAGGCCGAGCAGCGGGGGCAUUAUGCGGACGGAGGGGGGGACAUCGCGGGGCAGAUCCCCCUCACCUGCCGUCUCCAGGACACCGGCAACUUCUAUGGCAGCUCAGGCCAAGGGGGCGGCAAGAGGCCCCCCAAACUGGGGCAGAUUGGACGCAGCAAGAGAGUUGUGAUUGAGGAUGAGGGGAUCGAUACAGUCCUCACCAUGGCAGAGAAGGCUCCUCCUGACGUCUAAAGCCUCCGGGGACCUCCUCGUUAUCCGCAAAAAAACAACAAUAAAAAAAACACAGAAAGAAAGAAACGGGGAAGAAAAUGCCGACCAACAAACAAUUUUAUAAAAAUUCCUACUUCGUGUUCGUCUGAAACCCAACCGCGGAUGGCGGAUGGCGGAUAACAGGAGCAGGCGGGAAACGAGCGGCUGGCGGCACGUCGAUGCAAAAAAGGGGGGGGAAACAUGAAAGACUUUUUGGGGUAAACCAAACCUUUCGGAUUUUGGAGAGAAAAAGAGAUAUUUGGGGGAGGGGCAAAAUAUUUUUGCAUCUGAAUUUCCAUAAUUUGGGACUCCGUGUAAUUUGCGGUGGAAUUUUUUUUUCUCCAGUUCGGCGGUCAAUUCGAGGCUCGUUGUUUGAGGCAAAAAAGAUGAGGCUUUUUGAAAUCAUAGAAACAGAAAA
Messenger RNA from Spea bombifrons (plains spadefoot toad), 887 nucleotides. It is a transcript of the gene CAMK2N1, whose product is annotated as calcium/calmodulin dependent protein kinase II inhibitor 1. Gene Ontology annotation, molecular function: calcium-dependent protein kinase inhibitor activity; protein kinase binding. Lineage: Eukaryota; Metazoa; Chordata; Amphibia; Anura; Pelobatidae. The transcript is spliced from 3 exons. Bases 197 to 451 code for a protein of 84 amino acids. The record is from RefSeq and is a predicted model, not a curated record. Gene Ontology annotation, biological process: negative regulation of protein kinase activity.